AUGGCCAACGAUCUCUUCAUCCUCGUCAAGCAGGACCGUGAGAACCUUGCCAACCUCACCCGAGGCAUCGCUCAGGCCGGCCCGACAACCGCGCCCGACGAGCCAAUGAUGCCACCAACCUGGCCCGAACACCAGGUCUCUGCUGCCGGUCAAGCUCAACAGAGUGGCCAGCAGGUUAUUCAGCAGCCUAUGACUUGCAGCCAGCAUGUACGCCUGAUUCUCGACACCGCUCAGGAUGUCCUGACUCGCAUGAAGCAGCAGCAAGGUCUGAAGAAGGAUCAGGGAGGAAGCGUUAGUGGUAAUGAGGCCAAGGCUCACCAGAAGGAUUGUGGAUUCAAUGGACCUCGCACCUGUCCCCCCAAGACCAAGAGCGCUGCUGCUUCUGAUCAUCCCGAGCACCGGCCUGCAAUCUAA
Molecule: messenger RNA, 414 nt
Organism: Linnemannia hyalina
Lineage: Eukaryota; Fungi; Mortierellomycota; Mortierellomycetes; Mortierellales; Mortierellaceae
Source: the annotation of a GenBank genome assembly